AUGGACGCCGCCACCAUCGAGGAGACGAACCGCAUCCGCGUGUCGUUGGGCAUGCAGCCCCUGCCGGUACCCGGUGCGGCGCCCCCCCCCAGCUCGGCAGGCUCCGACAACGAGCGAGAGGAGGCGGAGGCGCCCAGCACCGUCGAGACCAGGCAGGCCCAGGCCUACGACAACUACAAUAAGGCCAUGGAGGCCGAGGCCGCCAGGAAGAAGCGUGAGGAGCGGGUCGCAGCCAUCAAAAAGGCCCGCGAGAAGGCGCAGAGGGCUGCCAAACUCGAGGGCCACGGUCUGGGCGACCUUGACAAGGCCGAGGCAGAUGCCGACGCCAAGUCAUGGCUCAUGGGCCAGAAGAAGCGCCAGAAGAAGAUUGAGAAGGUGCGCAAGCUCGAGGAGGAGCUUGCCGCCGCGGAGGCUGAGGCCGCCGCCAACGUCCAGUACACGUCCAAGGACCUGGCCGGCAUCAAGGUGGCCCACGACACAUCGGCCUUUCUCGACGGGGACGAGCAGAUCCUGACGCUCAAGGACAGCGGCAUCGGCGGCGCAGAUGACGAGGAGGAUGACGAGCUCGAAAAUAUCGAGCUGCGGUCCCAGGAGAAGCUGCAGGACAAGCUGGACCUGAAGAAGAAGCGACCCGGGUACAACCCCAACGACGACGACAUGGAGGGCGGCAUCCUGGCGCAGUACGACGAGGAGAUCAACGGAAAGAAGACCAAGCAGUUCACCCUGGACGACAAGGGCACCUUCAACGAUCUUGCGGACAUCCUCGGCCAACCCGUGGACAAGGCUGAAAGGGGCGAGAACGUCAGCCUCGACGACAUUGUCGGCGACGGCCCCGUGUCCGGAGACUACCUUGCCCCAUCGGAGAUCAAGAUCAAGAAGUCCAAGAAGAAGAGCAAGAAAGGUACGAGGCAGAAGCGGGCCGACGACGACGACAUCAUCGUCCCGACAGAACCCUCGCAGCAGUCGGUCAGCGAUGCCAUGGAUAUGGAUGGCGGUGCACCGGCCAAGAAGAAGAGGACAGUCGAGGAUGACCUGGUAGAUGACGAAGACCUGCAAGCGUCGCUCGCCGUCCAGCGCCGGAACGCGCUCAAGAAGCGCAAGCGCACGAGGCCGGAAGACCUUGUCAGACGACUCAAGGAGCAGGAUUCGGCGACGCUGAGGGAAGAAGAACAGCAGGAGGACGGAGGCCUCGUGAUCGGUGCAGCAUCAGAGUUCGUCUCUGGACUCAAGGUGCCCGACGACGACGAGGAGGAGGAGGCGCUGGCACGGAAGCGGCGCAAAGCAACAACCAAGACGCCGGACCCGCGCGAGACACCAGCCGACGGCGACCAGGUCAUGGACGACGCCGACUCGGACCGCGACCAAGGAAACCCAGAACCGUCGGACGAGCAGGCAGCCGAAAGGGACGCACCGGUGGAUGAGGAGAAGACGGUGGGGCAGGGCAUGGGCGCAGCGCUCUCGCUGCUCCGGGAGCGCGGGCUGGUCGAGCCGUCGCGCGGCGAAGAGGAGUACACCAACCUACGCAACCGGGAGGACUUCAUGGCGAAGAAGCGCCUCCUGGAGGAGGAACUAGAGGAGCAGACGCGGCAGCAGCGCGAGCGCGACCGCCGCAGCGGCAAGCUUGACAAGAUGUCGGCCCGCGAGCGCGAGGAGUACGCGCGCCAGCAGAACGCCUGGCGCGACCAGCAGCAGUCCCGGCGCAUGGCGGAGCUCUACUCGGCCGGCUACAAGCCCAGCGUGCGCCUGGCCUACACGGACGACCACGGCCGCCAGCUCAACCAGAAGGAAGCCUUCAAGCACCUCAGCCACCAGUUCCAUGGAAAGGGGUCGGGUAAGGGCAAGACGGAGAAGCUCCUCAAGCAGAUUGACGACGAGAAGAGGCGCCAGGCCCAGAGCAUGUUUGACGCCACCCAGAAUGGGGGGAUGAGCACCGCCACAGCUCAGCAGCUAAAGAAACGAAGGGAGGCAGGUGUACGACUUGGUUAA
Molecule: messenger RNA, 1986 nt
Organism: Geosmithia morbida
Lineage: Eukaryota; Fungi; Ascomycota; Sordariomycetes; Hypocreales; Bionectriaceae
Product: U4/U6.U5 tri-snRNP-associated protein 1
Exons: 1
Coding region: 1-1986 (661 amino acids)
Biological process (GO): mRNA cis splicing, via spliceosome; maturation of 5S rRNA
Cellular component (GO): U4/U6 x U5 tri-snRNP complex
Source: RefSeq, a predicted model, not a curated record